Salvia miltiorrhiza (redroot sage) is the source of this 2048-nucleotide messenger RNA. RefSeq lists its product as uncharacterized. NCBI's taxonomy places the organism in Eukaryota, Viridiplantae, Streptophyta, Magnoliopsida, Lamiales, Lamiaceae. The coding region runs from base 372 to 1529 and encodes 385 amino acids. The record is from RefSeq and is a predicted model, not a curated record. The transcript is spliced from 6 exons.
UGACGUUCUCUCCUUCCCGUCCUACCAUCCACUCGCUCACUUUUCCUCUCUCUACACCCACACAUACGUCCGCUAUUUCUCUCUCUAAACAGACGCAUACAUUAUACAUACUUACUAGUAGUCUCUGUGUAUAUCUAUUCUUAUACCUCCUUGAGUCCCUCUCUCUUUCUCUGUAGAACUUGCCAUUGAUGAUUUGAUCCGAGAUUACUAACAUUGCUCUGCGCUAACUAGAUUCCGCAGCUACUAGCCCAGGAGAUACGUAAAUUUUAGUGUGUAACUGCUGCAUAUGCGUUUCAGCUAUAUUGAUACAGAUACAUACAAUAGUUGUAUUGGUAGAUUAGGCUUUUUGUUGUAUUAAUUUCGGGGACAACAUGUUGGGGGCAGGAGUGCAGUUCAAUAGGAGUAGAAACGGCGACGAUCGGUUUUACAGCGCCGCCAAGGCUCGCCGGAGCCAAAAUUUCAUGCGGAGAGCUCAGAGUCAGAGCGAUUUCAGCUCGGGGCUGAGCCGGCGCGAUGAGUUGCCGCAGGAGAAGUCCGUACCGGAGUCUCCGGCGCCGGCGGCUGAAUCCUCAUCUCUGUGUAAUCUAGAGAGGUUUUUGGAAUCAGUCGCGCCUUCGGUCCAAGCUCAGUAUUUAUCUAAGAUGACAGUGAGGGACUGGAGAACAUGCAAUGUUGAGUUUCAGCCAUACUUUGUGCUUAGUGAUUUAUGGGUGGCAUUCAAGGAAUGGAGUGCUUAUGGUGCUGGAGUGCCUUUGCUACUAAAUGACAGUGAUAGCGUCGUUCAGUAUUAUGUUCCCUAUUUAUCAGGCAUUCAAUUGUAUGCUGACCUUUCAAAGAGUACAACGAAGUUGAGGCGACUUGGUGAAGAAAGUGAUGGAGAAUCUUUUAGGGAUUCUAGUAGUGAUGGAAGCAGUGAUAGUGAACUAGACAGAGGCGGCUCAAGUUAUUCAGGUGAUAAGUCUCUUAGAGUAGAUCCGUCUCCAUUAAGAGAGCAUCAUAUGGAAUUUCAAGAAGGCUUUUCAAGUGAUGAAGGCGAAUCUGUAAGUUCAGAGGGCAGCUUGUUGUUUGAGUAUCUUGCACGGGACCAACCGUAUUGUAGGGAACCUCUGGCAGACAAGAUAUCUGAUCUAGCUUGUGAAUUCCCGGAGCUUAGAACUUUGAGAAGCUGUGAUCUGCUGCCUUCCAGUUGGCUUUCUGUGGCCUGGUACCCAAUUUACAGAAUACCAACUGGGCCAACUCUUAAAGAUUUGGAUGCUUGCUUUCUAACUUUUCAUUCUCUUCAUACCCCAAUGACAGGAAAUGAAGCAGUGCAUCCUCAAGUCGUGACUUAUCCAUCUGAGAGCGAUGGUAUUCCACAGAUUUCACUGCCGGCUUUUGGCCUCGCCUCAUACAAAUAUAAAGUUUCACUCUGGACUCCUAAUGCUGGAAAUCAGCUGGAAUUAGCAAAUUCUCUCUUGCAAGCUGCUGAUAAUCGGCUAAAACUACUCCAUGUCAAUCACCCGGAUUUCUCCUUCUUCUGCCGUAGGUAAACUUGGUUGCAAUUCCCCUCCUUUGUCGUCUCCUUCUUCUUUAACCCUUCAUAAACAUGAUGCUGCGAGUGCAUUAGAUUCUACAAGGAAUGCCAACCAAAAGCCAUUGUAAAGCUGUUAUUUCAAACUAGCAUGUGAAACAAAAUCGAAGCGAGAAAAAAGGAAUGGGCCUCAGAGGGUUUUUUUUAUGGUGGAAUAAGAUUAAGAUUUAGCAGUGAUGCGGAAAUAAAUUCUGUUUUAGCAGGAUUAAAGCUGGCUUAACUCCAGCAUGUUGGCUGGUUGAAAACUGCGCUGAUGCUCUGCUUUUCUUCUCUUUUUCUUUUUUUGGUUGCAAUUUGUGUUUUAGAAGAAGCUGUGUUUUUUUUUUUCUAGUCAUGGCGAUAUGUUGUAGGGUGUUAUCAAGUUAUAUCUGCAUUUUGAGGGGAUUCUAUAGAGAAAUUGUAACCUAAUGUUCAGUUUAGUUGUUCUCCCUUGUGUAACUAAAUGUUCAAAUUAGCAGACGAAUGGGGUGUUGUUACA